UUACGUUUUGAUGCCAAAAAUCAAUGAAUUUUCUCUAUUUUCUAUUAUUUAUUUUCUAUUUUUUAAAAGAGAAAAUAUCAAAAUAAAUAACAAUACGUAUCUCAUAGAUACAUAGAUAUAAACUAUCUUAUUUCGAGUGAAUUAUGUAAUAUAUACAAAUGUUAAAUAUUAUUUGCUAUUUUUUUAUUUAUUACACAAUAUCCAUUUCAAAUAACAUAUUUUAUAGAUAACACGUUUUUUUAAAUAAAUGUCUUCAGUGAAUUCAAUUUUUGUAUUUGGUUCCUCGUGAUCCAUAAUUCGCGGCCAGGGAGCACCAGGGAGCACCCUCGCGAUCACGCCACUGCUGCCACGCAGAAACGCACGCACAUAGAAGCAUCUAUUGAUUUUCCGCGUGGCGCUUUCGACGAUGCGCGUAACGUCGCGCGCACACCCACACGACGAUACACGCGGAGGGCGCGCGCUUCGUUUUUGUUCGUGAAAUCGUCAAAGUUCGCGCGAUGGCGCGAUGUGACGCGUUUUGGUUCUCUCGAGGACCAGUGUCCUAGCGAGUGAAAAAGAAGUUUGCACCGAUCCAACGCGAAGCGAGAGAGAGAAACCGCGAGCGCAACGUAGUCAUGUCGAUUGCGGGAAAGUCGCGGGACGCGAUCCCGUCGUUGAUUGGUCGAGCGGUGUGAUCAGCGGGGGUUCGAGGAAGGGUGAUCGUCUCGCACGCCAGGGCAGGAGCACCCGCACCCGCUCUCUCAUCGUCGCCUCCCCCCUCCCCGUUUCAUCUCGUCUCUCUCUCUCUCUCUCUUUCUACACGGACCCCGAGCGCCGGGGGUUUACGUCGCCGGGACGGCAGAUGUCAGGAUGCCGGAGCAGAGCAACGACUAUCGCGUGGUCGUGUUCGGGGCGGGCGGCGUCGGCAAGAGUUCCCUCGUGCUGCGCUUCGUGAAGGGGUCCUUCCGCGAGUCCUACAUACCGACCAUCGAGGACACCUACAGACAGGUGAUAAGUUGUGACAAAAACAUAUGCACACUUCAAAUUACGGACACAACGGGGUCCCAUCAGUUUCCCGCUAUGCAGCGGCUCUCCAUAAGCAAAGGUCACGCCUUCAUCUUGGUGUACUCGGUGUGCUCCCGGCAAAGCCUCGAGGAGUUACGACCGAUCUGGGCCGUGAUAAGGGAGCUCAAGGGCCAAGAUAUCUCGCAGAUCCCCAUUAUGUUGGUCGGGAACAAGUGCGACGAGAGCCCGUCGGUGCGUGAGGUGUCGAUGAGCGAGGGCGCGGCCGAAGCGGCCAACUGGGGCUGCGGUUUCUUGGAGACCUCGGCCAAGACGAACCACAACGUGGACGCCCUGUUCCGGGACCUACUCACCCUCGAGAAGAAUCGCUCGGUCUCGUUACAGCCGGUGCAGAGCAACAACGCGAUAAGACUCAAGGAGAAGUGUGCCGUUAUGUAAAAAAAAAAAAAAAAUAUUUACCACGCUCCGAUUUGCAUCGCGAUCCGACGACGAUGACUGACGAUGACGACAACGACGACGUGUACGAUCACGGCGAGACACUCGCCAAACGAGAUCCAGCCAAGAGCCAACGGUUUCGCCAACGACGGACGACUUGUUCAUGACUUGAAUCCCUAGCGAUUUCCGUCUCUCCGCGUCGAGAGAUCCGGCAAAAGAAAAAUCCGUUUACGGCGUGUCGUACUCGUUACACUCGUAAAAACGCGGGCCUAGAGAGCAUCUUCGAAAAGAGAAACACUUCGAAUUUUUAAAAUAAUUUUUUUAGGAAUCCCGAGAGAGAGAAAGCUUUUAGAAUGUUCAAUUUCGAGAACGAUUCUGGGCCUUCGGACGGGUCAGCUGGUGCGACCUGAAGAAGACAGAAGGCGUUUUCAGUUGGCGACGAACACGCGCGAAGGAAUCACUUGUCGAUUUCGUGUGUAUGUGUGCGCCCGUCGUUGCUCAUCGAUGGUGAAGCCUUUUUUUUACCUUAAGUUACGAUACACUUUACGCAAUAGACCACUUGACCGCGCAUCAUUUCUCUCUGUGCUCGAUGACGACAGAUUAUUAUACUCGAGUUCCCCCGUUCCUGUUUCUUUUGACUCCGUCAUGGAAUCGUCCGCGGUAAUCUCAAUCUGCGACGAGAACCGGCAAAAGCAACGAUACCAGUACCAAUUUUAUCGAGAACAAUUUCGCGUUUCUCAGCCGCUGAUACAGGAAGUCCGGUGAUUGUAGUAACAAUCUCAGCAAACCUGUUGUAAACCAAUUAAUACGCGACAUAUCACGAUAUGUAUGAGAUUUUCAUUUUGAGACGAGAGAAAUAAUUUUUAUAGGAAAGAUUUAGUCAUUAUAAAAGAUCUGAUUGUAACACAGCUAACUAUUUUUUCAAAAAAUUUCUUUCAUAAAUAUAUUAUACUUUCUUAUUUCAAUGACAUUGAUAUAUAAAUAAGUGAUAAUAAUAGUGACGAUGUAAGAGUCAUAGUAUAUAAUUAAGUAUAAUUAAUUCUAAUUAAUUCUUUGAAUUAUAGCGGGACAAAUUCGAGUUGUCGCUUGUCGUAAUUAACUUCACGCUCUCUAUCUAAAUAGCGACUAAUUAUCAUUGCAGAUAAUUAGUAAUUUCUCUGGUUCGCAGCGCCGGAAAAGACCCCGACAUCGUCGAAAAUAGAGUCGUGUACAAAAAAAAAACGAUUGAUUAAUCUCUUAGUCGAGCGAUUAUUAUUAGAAUAAUCGUUCUCAAAACUUGUUCGUCGCUCUCUCUUUUCGGUUUUCGUUGAAGCAUCGCUCACGUCGAGAUCGUUCCUUUUGCAUACGGAUAAACAACGAAUUGUCAUGGAAGAUCAACGAACAUAAGUAGUGGUCUGUCUGUCGAGUUUUAUCACUCGCAGUCGAUGCGGUCCUUUCUCGCAUAGAUCGAUUUAUCGGAACCCUCGAUAAUAAAUGUAUCAAUUCUGUUUUGUAUUGAAUGUGAAAAAUGUUGAAGAUACGCGAAAUAUCAGUGAAAUACAGUUCAGAAAGAUGUAAGUUUUGGGACACUACGUUAAAGGGUUCAACAAAAUAUACGAACGCGAACGCAAAAGUCAUUAGGAAUGAGUUAUCGCCGAGCGCGUAUCCAGACUCUCGGUAAAGUAGGUACGUUGAAAAAUAUGAACUUGAGUGAUGAGGGGGGGGGGGCUUUAAUAGGGAUCUACUCGUUCGGCGUCUUUUUUUUCUCGCGGAUCGUCUCAAUUUAGCUAACGUGCCGAAUCGAUAGCAGACCCGGUACCCUUCCAUGAAAAUUCCGCAAUGCUCCGCAAUCGGAGACUACCGCACGACGAUUAGGGACUGGUGUAACGCGCGCGCGUGAAAGUUAUUUUAUGAGGAUGACAAGAAAGACAGAGAGAAUGCGAGAAGAGAGAAAGAGAGGGAGGGAGAGAGAGAAAGGUGAAGAAAGAGUGAAAGUGUGCGUGUGCGAACGACGACGAAUAACAAGUAGAUAAGAGUUGUUACGAGAUUGGUUUUUGUUGAAUAGUUGUAAGAAUUUUGUAAUGACUAUGCUAGCUAAUUAGGAUUACAAGCGAGCAGCAAGACACAACAUAAAUUUCUACACACGGUACAUACACACACAUACAGACAAGUUGUAUUAAUUUAUAUUAUUGAGCGUGCAAACUUACACACACGUACAUAUAUGCACACAGAUGUGAACACGAGAUUUGUCGAUAGGCGCAUCGCGAGGGAUUACGAGAUUGUAACUGUACAUGUGAUUACGACGCACGUUUUCCAUAUCGACGCAGCGUUUUUAAUGUUUUUUCCAAUGGGAAAGAUUAAACCCGAGGGGUUUUUAGGCAUUUCCUACGGGAAACCUCGGACGAAACAUUUAGACAAUUAGCGACGUAAAAUUACAUCACGUUUUCACCUUCUCCCUCUCCCUUCCCUCCCUCCCCCCUCCGCCUGUUCCCUUUUGCGGCAUAUCGGUUGAACGUUGUAUCCGUAGUGACGCGUAUUAACGCGACUUCCCUUUAUCACAUCCCAUUUUACGGAUAUAUCAGCAAAGACCGGAGCCUCCUUCUCCUUCUCCUCCUCCUCCUCCUCCUCCUCCUCGACACGUUCCUCGGGCCACAUCGCGCGUCGCGACGCCGUCGCGUCCGCCGUCGGACGUCGAUACGAUCGAUGUAACACCACGUCGCGCUAACGAUGAUGUUGAUAAUGACGAUGACGGUCCGCCGCCUGCACUUGAACGCGUCUCGACUACUGGCACCGUGUGAAGGGCCGUAUUUAUAGCCGUCGACGGCACUCGAGAUGGGAUAGAGUGUCUCGAGUGUGUAUCGAGUGAUGUGCAUACGCUCAUCAAGGACCUAAAUCGAACCCCCAUCGAAUAACUAACACACAUAUCCUCGUCCUCGCAAUAAUGUUAAUAUGUCUCACCCUGGGAAAAUUACUCGUCGAGAAUGGAAUAUUCCGGGCUCGAGUGUCGAAAAUUCGGAUAUUAAAAAAUACCCCCCUCCCUUCCCCUUUCCUCUACAUCUCUUCUGCCCCUAGAACACGUCUCUCCUCUUCGUUCUGUAUAUAGUUAUAAUCUCCCGACGCGCGUUCUCACUUAACUGUGAAUAAUAACGGAGAUAAGGGCGUCCUAAUUGAAUCUUAUCGUUGCUCCGCUCAUAGCUGCUUUACGUAUCGUCUGAUUAAUUUAUACUCGCUAUAAAUACGACCUCAUGAGAGAGAAUCUCAUGCGGAGGCCGACGGACACGUAGUACGACGCGAGGUAGGACUAAUCGGCGAUCUGGCUCGAAAUUGAAGAUCAUCCUUUGAGCAAGUCGACAAUACAUCCAUCCUAGAGCCAGGCAAGCCGGAGCGUUGGUUGUUGGCAACGUGAAUGCCAUCAAUUACAGCGAUCAUCGAGGCGAGCCGAGGCCUAGAAGUGACCAUCGGGUAUACGAUUAUUAUACUACAGACUACACCGAUCAAUGUCGUGAUUAUAAAAAUUAAUUAG
Monomorium pharaonis (pharaoh ant) is the source of this 4939-nucleotide messenger RNA. RefSeq names its product GTP-binding protein Di-Ras2-like. NCBI's taxonomy places the organism in Eukaryota, Metazoa, Arthropoda, Insecta, Hymenoptera, Formicidae. Gene Ontology annotation, cellular component: plasma membrane. The transcript is spliced from 4 exons. Bases 850 to 1440 code for a protein of 196 amino acids. Gene Ontology annotation, biological process: signal transduction. Gene Ontology annotation, molecular function: GTP binding; GDP binding; GTPase activity. The record is from RefSeq and is a predicted model, not a curated record.